Molecule: messenger RNA, 1688 nt
Organism: Ipomoea nil (Japanese morning glory)
Lineage: Eukaryota; Viridiplantae; Streptophyta; Magnoliopsida; Solanales; Convolvulaceae
Product: protein SAR DEFICIENT 1-like
Exons: 7
Coding region: 83-1417 (444 amino acids)
Biological process (GO): regulation of salicylic acid biosynthetic process
Cellular component (GO): nucleus
Molecular function (GO): calmodulin binding; DNA-binding transcription factor activity; sequence-specific DNA binding
Source: RefSeq, a predicted model, not a curated record
CCUAGCUUCAUUAAACUAGUUCUCUCUCUCUCUCUCUCUUUCAUAUUUCACCUGACAAAAAUCUUGGGUUCAACUACUAAAAAUGGCAGCAAAACGGAUUCAUAACUUCGCCGGAGACGACGACGACGAAGUUAUGAUCAUGCCCAACUCCAACCAGCAGCCAAACCCUAAACGGAUCAGACCUUCUUUGGCUUCUGUGAUCAAAGAAGUGGUGACGAUGAAAUGCUUAGAGAACUUCUGCUCAGCUGCCUUGGAACCAAUGGUUAGGAAAGUGGUGCAAGAAGAGGUGGAGAAUGCGGUGAGGCGACUUUGUUCGCCAUCACCGGCGAUGAUUUCAUCAUCGUCUUUGCUGAAAACCCAUAAUAGCUGCCAUGGCCGACCACCAGCCCUAAGUCUAAUUUUCCGGCAGAAACUGGCCGUUCAGAUCUUCACCGGAACCAGGAUUCUGACGGAGGACGGCGCCACCCCCCUCGAGAUCAUGCUGGUGGACACGAGCGGCGGCAGCGGACUAAUCCCCGCCGCCCUCCCCUUUCCGAUCAAGCUCGAGGUGGUUGUCCUCGACGGCGACUUCCCCCCAGACGGAGAAGUGGCGGGGCCGUGGACUACCCACGAUUUCAACAAGAAUGUCGUGAAGGAACGCACCGGAAAGCGGCCGUUGCUCGCCGGAGACUCGUUUGUGAGCAUGACGGAUGGCUCGGCUCAUCUCUCCAACAACGUUGAGUUUACCGAUAACUCGAGCUGGAUCCGGUGCCGGAGGUUCAGGCUGGGAGCUAGAGUUGUGCACGCCGGAAACGCCGCCGGAGGACAAAGUGUUGAUAUCAGAGAAGCCAUAACUAACUCUUUCAUGGUCAAAGAUCACCGCGGCGAGUUGUACAAAAAACAUUACCCACCAGCACUAGAUGAUGAUGUGUGGCGACUAAAGAAUAUUGGGAAAGAUGGAAAGUUUCAUAAAAAACUCGCCUCAAAUGGCGUCAACACAGUGCAACAUUUCUUGCAGCUCUCUGAGAUUGAUUGCAACAAGCUCAGAAGUAUAUUAGGAGGUGGGAUGUCAGAGAAAAUGUGGGAUGUAACUUAUAAACAUGCAAGCACUUGUGAGAUAGGCAGUAAAUUGUACAUAUCACAAGGGGACAACUACACUCUUUUCCUCAAUCCCAUUUGCCAAGUUGUUAGGGCUAAUAUUGAUGGCCAAAUUUAUGCUUCUGCCUAUAACCACUUAACCAUCCACCAAAAGGGAUACAUGGCGAAUUUGGUUAAGAAUGCGUAUCUAAAUUGGAGUUCCUUACAAGAGUGUGAUGUAGUCCAUGAGCCAGCAUUACUAACCCAAGGGGAGUUGAUAGAUGAAUACCCGAAUACUCAUCAACAGACAAUAACAAGGGUUUGCACUGAUGAAGCUGAAGAGUUUUUCAACAGACUUUGACCUGUGUGCCCUGGAAAAGUCCAAGUACAAAAUGGUAUAAAUUAAAACGUAGUCCAAUGGUGAUAGAUACAACAACGUAACUUGAACUACUCGUAAAGUCCUAUGUUUAAUAGGUCGGAAUUUGUGGCACGUAAACUCUGUUGCUGGAGUCAUUAUCAUUAAAUUAUGAGUAGUAUUCUAUUAUGUUUGUUGUACCAUCCAUUGUGCACAACUUAUUACUUGUUAUUAGUUUCAGUUUUGCCAGUAAUAAUAGUUAUUUGAAUAUGACUUA